Messenger RNA from Symphalangus syndactylus (siamang), 11756 nucleotides. It is a transcript of the gene NFX1, whose product is annotated as nuclear transcription factor, X-box binding 1. The record is from RefSeq and is a predicted model, not a curated record. NCBI's taxonomy places the organism in Eukaryota, Metazoa, Chordata, Mammalia, Primates, Hylobatidae. Gene Ontology annotation, molecular function: DNA-binding transcription factor activity, RNA polymerase II-specific; zinc ion binding; RNA polymerase II transcription regulatory region sequence-specific DNA binding. Gene Ontology annotation, biological process: negative regulation of transcription by RNA polymerase II. Gene Ontology annotation, cellular component: nucleus.
UCAGUAUGAGAGAUUGAAGCCAGAGGGGAGCCAAGAUGAGAGACAGAAUGAAAGAUGUCCAUGGCACUCAGCUCUGAAUUCUGAUCCUUGACAUUCCAAGUCUCUACAACUCUUUGUUCUGUGAGGUAUUUAAGGAUUCUGCAAAUAAACUUAACCCCCUUUUCUGCUUAAAGUAGUUGGCAUUGGGUUCCCGUCACUUGCCAGUAAGAGACAGAAUACUUGCUUUGCAGCUUGUGUCAUGUCACACUUUUCAAUUUUGUGAUCUAGUAAUUGUUCUGCGUCUAGUCCCCUCACAUCCACCAUACAACCAUGAUUCCUUGCCUCUGUUCAUGGUUUCUCCUACCUGAAGCUUCUUUAUGUCUUUUAUAUCUGCUAAUUCUUCCUGUAUUGGGGAAAGGCCAAAGGGCAUGCCCUGGUUUGCGUCAAUACCAGUGAAUUAAAGGAAAAUGGAAGGAAUGAGUCCUGUAUUAGAAAGCCUUAGGUACCAUAAAGCCUGUGAUCAUCACUCCUGUAGCUACCACCAGACAACCUCGCUGGUCAAUAUUUCACCUGUUAACUAUUAGGAAAGAGCAGAAUUAAGUGCAGGGGGUCCUAGGUUUUAAUCUGUCAGUUCUGAGAGUUUAGCAGGAAUGGGGAAGGAGAUUGACAUGAUUCUGUAUAGAAAAAGUUUGGCACUUCUAUCAUCCAUAUCCCUUAGCUUUCCUUUUGUGUUUUCUUAUAGUUAUGUCACCAAGGGAGUUAUUAAAAAUAUUGAUGUCUGGGUCCUACCCCCAUAGAUUCUGAUAUAAUAGAUCUGGAUACAGUGUGGGCAUUUGGAUUUUUAAAAGCUCCCCAAGUACUUAAGUGUAUCCAAAGUUAACUGCUGCUCUGUGGUGCCUGAUCAGUCUGAACCUAUUUUCAUGGUUAAGCAUUCUGUACUGUUACCAUCAAUUAAUGCAGUGAAGGAGUAGGCAAUGAUUGCCCUAAGGUAAAGUUUUUUGUCCAUGGAAUGAAUUGGGAAGUACUCCCUCCUCCUGUACUUUUUGGAAGAGUUUGUGAAGGAUUAGUGUUCAUUCUUCCUUGAACAUUUGGUAGAAUCAUUUGGGCUUGGGCUUUUCUUUAUGGGAAGUUUUUAAAAUUACUGAUUCAGUCUCUACUUGUUACAGGUGUAUUCAGAUGUUCUAUUUGUUCUUGAGUAGUCUGUGUCUUCCUAGGAAUUUUUCCACUUCAUCUAAGUAAUCUAAUUUGGUUGGCAUACAGUUGUUCAUAGUAGUCCCUUUUGAUCCUUUUUAUUUCUGUAAUGUGGGUAGUAAUGCCUACGUUUUCAUCCAUCAUUUUAGUAAUUUCAGUUUUUCUCCUUUUUUCUUGAUUAUUCUCUCUAAAUAUUUUUAUCACUUUGGUUCAAUGAACUGUUGAUUUUUUUCUGUUCUUUUUCUAUUUCAAUAAUUUCUGGUCUUUUAUUAUUUCUUUCCUUCUACAUGCUUUGGUUUAGUUUGUUUGCUCUUCUUUUUCUUUUUUCCUUUUUUUUAAAUUUUUUUUGAGACAGGGCCUCACUCUACUGCCCAGGCUGGAGUGCAGUGGUACAAUCAUAGCUCACUGCAAUCUCAGCCUCCCAGAUUCAAGCAGUCCUCCCCACUCAGCCUCCCUAGUAGCUGGAACUACAGACAUGUGCUAUCAAGCCCAGCUAAUUUUUUUUUCAAUUUUUAGUAGGGAUGGGGCAUCACUACGUUGCCCAGGCUAGUCUGAAACGCCUAGCCUCAAGCGAUCCUCUCGCCUUGGCCUCCCAAAGUGCUGGGAUUACAGGUAUGAACUACCCCCACCCCAGCCCUGUUAUUCUUUUUCCAAUUUCUUAAGGUGGAAGUUUAGGCUGUUGAUUUGCGAUUUUUCUUCUUUUUUAUUAAUAAACUUUAUUUUUUUAGAGUUUUGGGUUCACAGCAAAUUGAGUGGAAAACACAGAGAGCUCCCAUAUAACACACAACCUUCCCACUAUCAGCUUCCCUCACCACAGUGGUACGUUGCAAUCAGUGAAUCUACACUGACACAUUAUUAUCACACGAAGUCUAUAGUUUACAUUAGGGUUCACUCUUGAUGUACAUUCUAUGGGGUUUUUUGUUGUUUUUUGCUUGAGAUGGGGUCUCACUGUGUUACCCAGGCUGGAGUGCAGUGGCAUGAUCUCAGCUCACCGCAACCUCCGCCUCCCGGGCUCAAGUGAUCCCACCUCAGCUUCCUGAGUAGCUGGGACCUCAGGCGCAUGCUACCAUGCCCAGCUAAUUUUUGUAUUUUUAGUAGAGAUGGGGUUUCACCACGUUACCCAGGCUGGUCUUGAACUCCUGGGCUCAGGCGAUCCACCUGCCUUGGCCUCCCAAAGUGCUCGGAUUACAGGCAUGAGCCACCAUGCUAGUGAUUCUAUGGGUUUUAACAAAUAUAAUGACAUGUAUCCCCCAUUGUAGUAUCAUGCAGAAUAGUUCACUGCCCUAGCAAUAGUUCACUGCCCUAGCAGUCCUCUGUACUCUGCCUAUUCAUCCUUCUCUCCCCUUUAACUCCUGUCAACCACUGAUCUUUUUACUGUCUCUAUAAUUUUGCCUUUUCCAGACUGUUAUAUAGUUGGAAUCAAACAGUAAAUAGUCUUUUCAGAUUGCCUUCUUUCACUUACCAAUAUGCAUUUAAGUUUUCUCCAUGUCUUUUCAUGGCUUGAUAGUUCAUAUGGAUUUGGGAUUUUUUGUCUUGUUUUGUGUUUUUGAGACAGGAUCUCGCUCUGUCACCCAGGCUGGAGUGCUGUGGUGCAAUCUUGGCUCACUGCAGCCUCCGCCUCCUGGGCUCAAGUGAUCCUCCCACUUCAGCCUCCUGUGUAACUGGGACUACAGGUAUGCACCACCAAGCUUGACUAAUUUUUGUAUUUUUGGUAGAGACUGGGUUUCACCAUGUUGCCCAGGCUGGUCUCGAACUCCUGGACUCAAGCGAUCCACCUGCUUUGGCCUCCCAAAGUGCUGAGAUUACAGGCAUGAGCCACCAUGCCUGGUCUUUGGGUAUUUUUUGUUUGUUUGUUUUUUGAUAGUAUCUCGCUAUGUUGCCCAGGUUGGGCUUGAACUCACCUGGGCUCAGACAAUCCUCCUGCCUCAGCCUCCCAAGUAUCUGAGACUACAGGUAAACACCAACAUGCUGGCUUCAUUUGUUUUGGGCACUGAAUAAUAUUCCAUUAUCUGGAGUUCUUUUUCAAAUAUAAGUGUUUACAGCUAUAUAUUUCUGAGUACAGCUUUCACCACUUGCCAUAAGCUUUAGUAUGUUGCAUGAAAUAGUUUGUAUAGGAAAGGCAAGAUAAAUGCUUGCUUACUUUCAUUUAUUCACAAGUUUUGAAAAUAAUGAGUAGAUUCUGUAGAGUGCCAAUUAUGAAUUUGCUUUCAGUUCUACAUUUUUCGUUUUUGCUUGCUCUGUGAAAUGGAUUUGGGCCUUUUAUUUAUUCUUUGCCAGCUGGCAGAUACUAAACCUUGUCAGCAGAGGGCACUGGAGAGAUACUGCAGGAGGAAAAGGGUUUUGGCUCCUGUUUCUGAUUUCAGUGGGGCAGGCUUCUGUAGUCUGGGCAAUUUCUUCAAUGGCUUCUGCAAUGCGCUGGCUUCUUCAGUGCCUGGCUAUCGCACUGUAUCGCACCAGUUGUCAGAAACUUCUCCUAGCACUGUAUCGCUUCUGACAACUGUAUCGCACCAGUUGUCAGAAACUUCUCCUAGCACUCCCCGCAGAUGGUUUGUAGUAGAGUACCUCUGGUGAGACACCUCCCCAAGAAUGGCUUCAACCAGCACUCCAUAAGAAAAAUGUCUGGCAACUUCCAUGCCAUCCAGUGAGCCACAGGUCUUUUCUCUAACAAGGUCUGCAUGCCAGCUCUGGUCUCGGCUUUUCUUUGACACUCUUACCUCAGCCCUAGCUGCUCCUUAUAUAUGCUAAUCCUGUUUUGGAAUUAUCUUGCUUCUUUACUAGCCAAUCCAUUAUUAUUCCAACUCCCUAUUAUACUUAAUAAAUCUUUAAAUCAAACUUUUCUUAUUAAAAAAAUGUAAUUCCUAUUCAAAAAGUGGGGUUCGUCUCUCCUGAUUGGACCCAGACUGAUACACCUGGUAAUUUUUAAAGGUGACUAUAAAGUUUGAUGAGCUAAGCUGUCAAAAUUAAGGAUUUAUGUUCAACAAAGGACAAAAUUAAUAUUUAAUGGAAUAGAAAACAAUUUAAAUGUCUAAAACUGACGAUUGACACCUGCAAUAUACAAGAAACCAUCAGGAAGGAAAAUGGGCAGUGGAUAUGGAUAAGCAGUUUUAAAAGGAGGAAACUCAAAAGACCAUCAAUAAAUGUUUGGGCCAGCACGGUGGCUCACGCAUGUAAUCCCAACACUUUGGGAGGCCUAGGCGGGUGGAUCACCUGAGGUCAGGAGUUCAAGACCAGCCUGGCCAACAGGAUGAAACCCCAUCUCUACUAAAAAUACAAAAAUUAGCCGGGCAUGGUGGCAGGUGCCUGUAAUCCCAGCUACUUGGGAGGCUGAGGCGCAAGAAUCGCUUGAACCCCGGAGGCAGAGUUUGCAGUGAGCCGAGAUGGUGCCACUUCACUCCAGCCUGGGCGACAGAGUGAUAAGAUUCCUUUUCUUUUUCUUUUUUUUUUUUUUUUUGAGACGGAGUCUGGCUCUGUCGCCCAGGUUGGAGUGUAGUGGCGCCAUCUCGGCUCACUGCAAGCUCCGCCUCCCGGGUUCACGCCAUUCUCCUGCCUCAGCCUCUCCGAGUAGCUGGGACUACAGGCGCCUGCCACCACGCCCGGCUAAUUUUUUUGUAUUUUUAGUAGAGACGGGGUUUCACCGUGGUCUCGAUCUCCUGACCUCGUGAUCCGCCCGCCUCGGCCUCCCAAAGUGCUGGGAUUACAAGCGUGAGCCACCGCGCCCGGCGAUUCCUUUUAUUUUUCAAACCAAUGGGGUUGUGUCUGUUGUCCCCCUUGGUCCCCAGGGGUGGGGGGCCCUUGGAAGGCAGGGUGGUGUCGGGGGGCUGAGGGGCAGGCUGAAUGUGUGUGGGUGUGGGUGUGUGUGUGGAGUGUGGGUGUGUGUUUCCAUGGUAGGACUCCAGUCCCAGCUGCUGCCUAGGCUCCUGUGGGUCCGACCGGGAUCCCCCUCCCCUGUCCACCUUCCCCAACAGGGCUAUAGUUUAAGGGUGUCCCAGGCCUUGGCUGGUUGGCUGGGCCCAGCUCCUGGGGGCUGGGCAGGGCAGGGCAGGGCUGGGUCCACUUCCAUUGUUAGCAGUUGUUUGCGGAAUUUUCUCUUUAACCAUUCCUGUCUUUUUGUUCUCGCCCAGAGUGGGUGGUUUUUUGUUGUUGUUUCAGAUUUUCAUGUGAAGGCAGAGAGUUUUUUUUCUUUUUUAACUCCCCAUCCCCCUAUGCGGGGUGUCAUUUCACCAUCCACAUCCACAUCCUUGUUUGCGUUUCUGGCCCUCUUCUUCCCUGCCUCUCCUCUGCCUCCCCAACCCCCGCCUACCUACUGCUCCCAGGGGUCUCUCCAGGGGCAGGGGGAUUUCAGGAGAUGGGGUGGGGGCCAGCCCCUACUGGACCCUUGUAAUCUGAUUUGGAAACCACCCCCAUGAUGGGACCAGCAGCCCCGCCGGCCCACUGGGGGUCCCUCUUAACAUCUGCUUGUUGUGGGGGUCAGUGCCAGGGUCUGGCUGGGGUCUUGGCACUGUCUUCCUGGCCGGGGCCUGGCACCUUAGCCCCCAGCCGGCCCGAGUGGGGGAUAUCGACACCCCCAGCUAAAGCACAAGCACCUUAGUCAACCCUCCUCUCCCCCUGCCUCCUGGCCUGCCACCCCACCCCAGUGUUCACCCCAAAGCACAAUGCCCUGGUCACUUGGCAAGCGGCUGGGCCUGACGGAGGCCGAGGGGCAGACCGGGGCUCCAGCCAGACCCCCGAAAGGAAGCAGGUGCCCCACUUCCAGGCCUUAGUUGGAGCUGGGGUCCAGCUCCUGGGCCUGGGGUCUUCUCACCCCCACCCCCUUGUCCUGGGUAGGCCUCUGCCUGCCCCUCUCUGCCUUUUCCUCGGGUGUCCCUCGAGCCCCUGCGGCACUGGUUGGGUGGCAGAGCCCACUUGUUUCAGGGACCCCAGGAGGUGCUCCCGGGACUGUGUGUGGGUCUGGGGGGUGGGGAGAAGGGUCGGGCAGGGGGUGCAGGGGAGCAAACUCCCCACCAGGAAAGCCAAAGAUAGGGUUGUGCCUUACCCCAGGAGCCACCCCUGUGCCCCCCUUGCCCUGCCGUUCACCCUCCACCCCUCCCCCCGGGCGGCCUGCUGCUUUUUCCUUCUCUUCCUCCCCUGCCCUGCCCUGAGCUGCAUGGUUCCCCCACCCUGGGCAGCCAGGAAGGAAUCUGAAUGGAGAAUCACCAACCACCAGAGAAAAAAGACUGUAGGGCCCUCUCCUGCCAACUCCCCUUCCCUGGCCGCCCACUCACCUACACCUCUUUCACGCAGGACAGGCUGCCCACCCUCUCUCUCCACGUGAAGUGCCAACGCCCUCCCCACCCUGGGCCGAGCCCCCACUCCUCCCUGGGCCCCCAGGUGAGAUUGCACAUUUAACUACUGUAAGGAGAGGAGCGGCGUUGGCAAAUGUGAACCAUGAGAAUAUCAGUGAUACUGAUGAGAAUAAACUAAAUGCCUUUGUGUAAAAAAAAAAAAAAAAAAAAAAAAAGUUUGGAGCCAGGCGUGGUGGCUCACGCCUGUAAGCCAAGCACUUCAGGAGGCCAAAGCGGCAGGAUCGCUUGAAGCCAGGAGUUGGAGACUAGCCUGGGCAACAUGGCGAAACCCGUCUCUACUAAAAAUAGCUGCGCAUGGUGGCUCUGCCUGUAGUUCUAGCUACCCGGAAGGCUGAGGCGGGAGGAUUAGAGACUGAAGCUAUAGUGAGCCAUGAUCAGACCACUGCACUCAAGCCUGGGUAAGGCAGCAAGACCGUAUAUCAAAAAAGAAAGAAAGAAAAACCACAAUGAUUACGCAAGUCGCCGCCCUCCCUCCCGCGAUUGUUGCUAUUUCCAUCCAGCUACUAGUCGCCUCCUCCCGCCCGACACCUGGCGCAUCUAUCUGACGCCACGAACGCGCCACACAGAUUCGGGCUGCGCAAUCUCUGUGGCCAUCUACACGGCGCGCAGAUGCGAAUAUUCUCGCGGCGCCGGAAGUCCGGAGCACGUGACCUGGUGACAGUGCUGGCUUGGCUGUACAGCUCGAUCUAGGUUCUGCGGCACGGGAUGGCGGAGGCGCCUCCUGUCUCAGGUACUUUUAAAUUCAAUACGGAUGCUGCUGAAUUCAUUCCUCAGGAGAAAAAAAAUUCUGGUCUAAAUUGUGGGACUCAAAGGAGACUAGACUCUAAUAGGAUUGGUAGAAGAAAUUACAGUUCACCACCUCCCUGUCACCUUUCCAGGCAGGUCCCUUAUGAUGAAAUCUCUGCUGUUCAUCAGCAUAAUUAUCAUCCUUCAGGAAGCAAACCUAAGAGUCAACAGACGUCUUUCCAGUCCUCUCCUUGUAAUAAAUCGCCCAAGAGCCAUGGCCUUCAGAAUCAACCUUGGCAGAAAUUGAGGAAUGAGAAGCACCAUAUCAGAGUCAAGAAAGCACAGAGUCUUGCUGAGCAGACCUCAGAUACAGCUGGAUUAGAGAGCUCGACCAGAUCAGAGAGUGGGACAGACCUCAGAGAGCAUAGCCCUUCUGAGAGUGAGAAGGAAGUUGUGGGUGCAGAUCCCAGGGGAGCAAAACCCAAAAAAGCAACACAGUUUGUAUACAGCUAUGGUAGAGGACCAAAAGUCAAGGGGAAACUCAAAUGUGAAUGGAGUAACCGAACAACUCCAAAACCCGAGGAUGCUGGACCCGAAAGUACCAAACCUGUGGGGGUUUUCCCCCCUGACUCUUCAGAUGCAUCCUCUAGAAAAGGAGUAUUGGAUGGGUAUGGAGCCAGACGAAAUGAGCAGAGAAGAUACCCACAGAAAAGGCCUCCCUGGGAAGUGGAGGGGGCCAGGCCACGACCAGGCAGAAAUCCACCAAAACAGGAGGGCCACCGACAUACAAAUGCAGGACACAGAAACAACAUGGGCCCCAUUCCAAAGGAUAACCUCAAUGAAAGACCAGCAAAACCUACCUGUGACAGUGAGAACUUGGCAGUCAUCAACAAGUCUUCCAGAAGGGUUGACCAAGAGAAAUGCACUGUACGGAGGCAGGAUCCUCAAGUAGUAUCUCCUUUCCCCCGAGGCAAACAGAACCAUGUGCUAAAGAAUGUGGAAACGCACACAGGUUCUCUAAUUGAACAACUAACGACAGAAAAAUACGAGUGCAUGGUGUGCUGUGAAUUGGUUCGUGUCACGGCCCCAGUGUGGAGUUGUCAGAGCUGUUACCAUGUGUUUCAUUUGAACUGCAUAAAGAAAUGGGCAAGGUCUCCAGCAUCUCAAGCAGAUGGCCAGAGUGGUUGGAGGUGCCCUGCCUGUCAGAAUGUUUCUGCACAUGUUCCUAAUACCUACACUUGUUUCUGUGGCAAGGUAAAGAAUCCUGAGUGGAGCAGAAAUGAAAUUCCACAUAGCUGUGGUGAGGUUUGUAGAAAGAAACAGCCUGGCCAGGACUGCCCACAUUCCUGUAACCUUCUCUGCCAUCCAGGACCCUGCCCACCCUGCCCUGCCUUUAUGACAAAAACAUGUGAAUGUGGACGAACCAGGCACACAGUUCGCUGUGGUCAGGCUGUCUCAGUCCACUGUUCUAACCCAUGUGAGAAUAUUUUGAACUGUGGUCAGCACCAGUGUGCUGAGCUGUGCCAUGGGGGUCAAUGCCAGCCUUGCCAGAUCAUUUUGAACCAGGUAUGCUAUUGCGGCAGCACCUCCCGAGAUGUGUUAUGUGGAACCGAUGUAGGAAAGUCUGAUGGAUUUGGGGAUUUCAGCUGUUUAAAGAUAUGUGGCAAGGACUUGAAAUGCGGUAACCAUACAUGUUCGCAAGUGUGCCACCCUCAGCCCUGCCAGCCAUGCCCACGGCUCCCCCAGCUGGUGCGCUGUUGCCCCUGUGGCCAAACUCCUCUCAGCCAAUUGCUAGAACUUGGAAGUAGUAGUCGGAAAACAUGCAUGGACCCUGUGCCUUCAUGUGGAAAAGUGUGCGGCAAGCCUCUGCCUUGUGGUUCCUUAGAUUUCAUUCAUACCUGUGAAAAGCUCUGCCAUGAAGGAGACUGUGGACCAUGCUCUCGCACAUCAGUUAUUUCCUGCAGAUGCUCUUUCAGAACAAAGGAGCUUCCAUGUACCAGUCUCAAAAGUGAAGAUGCUACAUUUAUGUGUGACAAGCGGUGUAACAAGAAACGGUUGUGUGGACGGCAUAAAUGUAAUGAGAUAUGCUGUGUGGAUAAGGAGCACAAGUGUCCUUUGAUUUGUGGGAGGAAACUCCGUUGUGGCCUUCAUAGGUGUGAAGAACCUUGUCAUCGUGGAAACUGCCAGACAUGCUGGCAAGCCAGUUUUGAUGAAUUAACCUGCCAUUGUGGUGCAUCAGUGAUUUACCCUCCAGUUCCGUGUGGUACUAGGCCCCCUGAAUGUACCCAAACCUGCGCUAGAAUCCAUGAGUGUGACCAUCCAGUAUAUCAUUCUUGUCAUAGUGAGGAGAAGUGUCCCCCUUGCACUUUCCUAACUCAGAAGUGGUGCAUGGGCAAGCAUGAGUUUCGGAGCAACAUCCCCUGUCACCUGGUUGAUAUCUCUUGCGGAUUACCCUGCAGUGCCACGCUACCAUGUGGGAUGCACAAAUGUCAGAGACUCUGUCACAAAGGGGAGUGUCUUGUGGAUGAGGCCUGCAAGCAGCCCUGCACCACCCCCAGAGCUGACUGUGGUCACUCAUGUAUGGCACCAUGCCAUACCAGCUCACCCUGCCCUGUGACUGCUUGUAAAGCCAAGGUAGAGCUACAGUGUGAAUGUGGACGAAGAAAAGAGAUGGUGAUUUGCUCUGAAGCGUCUAGUACUUAUCAAAGAAUAGCUGCAAUUUCCAUGGCCUCUAAGAUAACAGACAUGCAGCUUGGAGGUUCAGUGGAGAUCGGCAAGUUAAUUACCAAAAAGGAAGUUCAUCAAGCCAGGCUGGAGUGUGAUGAGGAGUGUUCAGCCUUGGAAAGGAAGAAGAGAUUAGCAGAGGCGUUUCAUAUCAGUGAGGAUUCUGAUCCUUUCAAUAUACGUUCUUCAGGGUCAAAAUUCAGUGAUAGUUUGAAAGAAGAUGCCAGGAAGGACUUAAAGUUUGUCAGUGACAUUGAGAAGGAAAUGGAAACCCUCGUGGAGUCCGUGAAUAAGGGAAAGAAUACUAAGAAAAGCCACAGCUUCCCUCCCAUGAACAGAGACCACCGCCGGAUCAUCCAUGACCUGGCCCAAGUUUAUGGCCUGGAGAGCGUGAGCUAUGACAGUGAACCGAAGCGCAAUGUGGUGGUCACUGCCAUCAGGGGGAAGUCCAUUUGUCCUCCUACCACGCUGACAGGUGUGCUUGAAAGGGAAAUGCAGGCACGGCCUCCACCACCAAUUCCUCAUCACAGACAUCAGUCAGACAAGAAUCCUGGGAGCAGUAAUUUACAAAAAAUAACCAAGGAGCCAAUAAUUGACUAUUUUGACGUCCAGGACUAAGAAGAUCACGAUGCACUUAGAUAAAAGAAUGAUUAGGUGUAGUGGAGACUUAUUUGCCAGCAGAUAAAUCAUGCCUGUUCCCCUCUGCCUGGCAUAAUCAGUCUCACAUACUGUCUUGUACUGACACAUCCAAAGCAUGAGUGUGUCAGAAAUCCCUUGUCUAUUCCUGUCUGUAUAAAGUGUUUCAUUAUGACCAGAUCUCUGAUUGUAUGGUCACUAGGUAUGCAAUCAUGUAUUCGAAGAGGCUCUUCACACCAUCACUGUGAUUGCUCUGAGAGUUGGGGGACUAUUGGGCUUUAUUUGGACAAAUCAAACUUUUAGCCUGAAACCAACUUUAUGUGACUAAGUCAUAGCCUCAGUUGUCUCAGUUAUUUGUCCUCCUGAAAAUGCCUGAAACAUCAGACAGACAUUGCUUGCUUUACCCAAAAUGAGCAAAAUCUUUUGGAGCACAAAUGAAUUUCUUAGUCUGAAAUACCAAAUAAUGAAUUGGUGUACCAUAUCUGGAAUCACACAUGUUAUCUUAAACCCAGCCAUUAUACCUAAGUCUUUUGCCAAAACCUCUCAUAGGUAUAUCUAGCUGAACUUAUUUUGGCAUUUCCCAAUGUGAUCAGUUGUAGACCUAGAAGGGGAUCAGGCUGCUUUACAGAACUCUAUUUCCUUAAGUCCCUGGCACUUCUCAUACCACAUCACUGAACCUGUUCAGUAACAAUCAGUUUGGCCGUCCCCCGUGAUGGUAGGAAAUAUAUAGAGCAAGUUCUUCUGCCAGGUUCACACUGUGGUCUCUGAACUGACCAGUAUAUCCCUAACUCCUCUUUGAUAGAGAAAGAGUCUCAAAUGGACAACUGUCCUGUGUUGCUUUUCCCUAGGCCUUCAGCAGCCAUAUUGGCUCUCCCUGCCUCUGAGCUCUGGACUCUGUUUGAAUAUUCCAAGUAGUAUAGGGACAGUCCAGGGCAUAUGCCCAGCAGCCCACUGGAGGCAUUCUUCAGGCUCCUUUAAGUCAGGUGCAUUGAUAGUUCCAUUAGUAUGACCCUUGCAUUGGCACCCCUCCAGCCUGGAGACCAGGCUUCCAGCAACUUCCUUCUGCCCCAGAGCAAGCCACGAGUCCCAGAGCAGUAGCAGGAGACUUGAGAAGUAGAGUGACAAAAACAAGCAAUUAAAUUACAAAAUUUAACUUUA